This is a messenger RNA of Cicer arietinum (chickpea), 884 nucleotides long. RefSeq names its product stigma-specific STIG1-like protein 3. The record is from RefSeq and is a predicted model, not a curated record. Lineage: Eukaryota; Viridiplantae; Streptophyta; Magnoliopsida; Fabales; Fabaceae.
AACACAAAAAACAAUAACACAUUUUUCCUUCUCAAUAUCCUUCUUCUCUUAUUCUUCAAAGUCCUUCUACUACCUUUCAAUAGGCAAAGCCAUGGGGUUCCUAAAAGCAAUAAUCAUCAUAGCAAUAACCAUGGCUUUGUCCCUAACAAUCACAAUGAAAACCAUCAUCACACAAGACGAAGCGGAACCAACAUCGAUUCAUCGCGAUUCUUCCUCGUCACUAAUCUUCCAUGAGAAAAACAAGCUUCUUCCUUCAAAGAGGGUAAGUCGUCUCCUAGCACAAAACCCUAACGCACCGAUUCAUUGUCACAAGGACGACGAAAUUUGCGACGUUUUUGGUGCUAAGAAUGCUACAUGUUGCAACAAUAAGUGCUUGUAUUUGGCAUAUGAUAAGCAUAAUUGUGGUGCAUGCAAGAAGAAAUGCAAAUACACUCAAACAUGUUGUAGAGGAGAAUGUGUUGAUACAGAUUAUGAUAAGAGGCAUUGUGGAGAGUGCAAUAACCGGUGUAAAAAGGGUGAGUAUUGUGUCUAUGGAAUGUGCAAUUACGCCUAAGAUAUUAUUACUAUUAUUAUUAUUUAUUAUUGAGUCUCCAAUAUAGGGUCUUAUAUUAUUAUACUAUUAUUAUACGAGGUUUGUGAUUUUAUUAAAAAUAUUCAAUAAAAGAAACCACAUUUGUGGUGGUGUUCUCAAAUAAAUUAUAUUGAUAUAGUCUAUAUAAUUGUUGCUGCUUAAAUUUGCAGUCCUCGAGUGUUACUUAAAGUAAAGUGAUACUCCUAACUACAAGAAAAAAAAAAUUGAAUAUAUGUAUUUUAUAUAUCUUUUAUUGGCUCAUCAAUAUUAGAUGUUUUGUAGUUCUGUCUCUCAAUUAGUACUUUUUGGUACA